ACUGCAAAUUAUUCUCUGCGUUCUCUCUCUAGACUAGACUAGAAGUAGCUAACCGAUUUCUGUAUCGCAUAAAUCUUCUCUUUCUCGAUCCUUGCCGCCUGAAUAUCUAAAGAGAUCAGAGAUGGCCGGCCGUGGAAAAACUCUUGGUUCCGGAGCUGCGAAGAAGGCUCAGUCCCGUAGCAGCAAAGCCGGGCUCCAGUUCCCCGUCGGUCGUAUUGCCCGUUUUCUCAAGGCCGGCAAGUACGCCGAGCGUGUCGGAGCCGGUGCUCCCGUCUAUCUCGCCGCCGUUCUCGAAUAUCUUGCCGCUGAGGUUCUGGAAUUGGCCGGGAAUGCAGCUCGGGACAACAAGAAGACGAGGAUUGUGCCUCGGCACAUCCAAUUGGCAGUGAGGAACGACGAGGAGCUGAGCAAACUGCUGGGGGAUGUAACGAUAGCCAACGGCGGUGUUAUGCCCAACAUCCACAACCUUCUGCUCCCAAAGAAGGCCGGCGGGUCAUCAAAGGCCAGCGCCGAUGAGGAUUAGACGGAGAGAGGAGGGGCCUUGGUUGUUGUGUUUUGUGUUAGGUUAGAAUGAGAUGACGUAGUUCCUUUGUUGUUGCUAUAAUUUGUAGCUGUUUUUUUGUUUAUACAAGUGAAUUAAAAUUGAAACUAUUUUCUUUUUAAACCUCUUUAGCAUGAAGCUUUCAAGUUUUUAUCAUU
Messenger RNA from Ipomoea triloba (trilobed morning glory), 699 nucleotides. RefSeq names its product probable histone H2A.2. The record is from RefSeq and is a predicted model, not a curated record. Gene Ontology annotation, molecular function: protein heterodimerization activity; structural constituent of chromatin; DNA binding. NCBI's taxonomy places the organism in Eukaryota, Viridiplantae, Streptophyta, Magnoliopsida, Solanales, Convolvulaceae. Gene Ontology annotation, cellular component: nucleosome. The coding region runs from base 122 to 523 and encodes 133 amino acids. The transcript has 2 exons.